Molecule: messenger RNA, 1986 nt
Organism: Bipolaris oryzae ATCC 44560
Lineage: Eukaryota; Fungi; Ascomycota; Dothideomycetes; Pleosporales; Pleosporaceae
Exons: 1
Coding region: 1-1986 (661 amino acids)
Molecular function (GO): protein binding
Source: RefSeq, a predicted model, not a curated record
AUGGCGAGCAAUCCCCAAGGUGACAACACCAUUUAUCUCACAGAAAAAGAGGCGGAGCGCAUCAAGAGCACAGUCAAGGAUCGACUAAAGAAGUGCACUGAGCAACAUGGCAACGCAAAGGAACCGAGAGACAAAACCGCUGCACAUCAAGCAGCCACUGGUGCAGCUCUUAUGGCAGAUAUGGGUGGCGCACCAGAUCCAGAUAUGAUGGAAACUCAAGGGAAAACAGCAAAUACCAUACCAGCUAUUGGUGUAGGACAGCCUUAUCCUCCAUGCACAAGGCCAUUGUCAGAAUUGGAGCCGAUGGAGAUGGCUGAUCUGAAGAUGGAAACACACCACCGAGGCCGCAAGCUUGUCGUCAAGCGACACAGUCCAGUAGUCACGCUGGUAGCUAGAUCGUGGACUAUGGUGCAGAAUGAAGCAGGCACUGAUGCGGAGCGGUUAGAAAUUCUACUCCACAAAUCAAGAUAUGGAGAGGACAUUCUGGAGUCGACCAAACAGUUUAUUAUCAAGGAGCCAUACUUUACUCUUACAGAUCAGGGCGAACCCACGCUUCGGAUUGACCACCCCUCAGAUUUAGUUGUUUGCCACGAAGACGUUAUAAAUCCCAAAAAGUUUGAGGACGCAGAAAAGGCAGAAAAGGCAGCCACUAGAUUCAAGACUCAGGGCAAUACUGCGCUUAAGGAACAGGACCUUCCCCUAGCCCAUGAGAAGUACUCGGCCGGCCUAGCGAUUGCGAACCAGGAAAUUGUAACGAAAUCCAAUCCAGAUCUAGCACGAGAUAUCUAUCGUAACCGCGCAUAUGUAAAUCUGCUUCUAGGUCAACUGGACGAAGUCAAGACGGAUGCGCGCGCCUCACUGACCGGCAAAGACGACCAAAAGUCCAAAGAGCUCGACAGCAAAGCCUACUUCCGCGCCGGAUCGGCCGCAUACAGCCAAAGCCGAUGGCAAGAAGCAAAGGAGUUCUUCCAAGAGCAACAAAAGCUCACACCCGACGAUAGAGACGCCAAACUCCAACUCAAAAAGAUAGAAGCACGUCUCCGUGAAGAAGAAACAGGAUCCUACGACCUAAUGAAACUGCGAACCACCAUCUCCAAAACCCGAUCCCGCGUCGACGCCGCAAACUUCACCAAAAACACCGUCGUAAAAGACAGCCCAGGCAAAGGCCGCGGCCUCUACGCCGCCGUCGACCUCGCCCCAGGCGCCCUCGUCCUCUGCGAAAAAGCCUUCAGCGUCGUCUGGUCCCACGAGCCCGAUGCCCUCGUCGCAAUGACCUACGACAUCCGCGACGACGACAUCCGCGUCUCCCCCGUCGGCCUUUCCAAGUCGCUCGUGCAAAAAUGCCUAAACCAGCCCUCUCAGACAUCGCACUUGAUGCAGCUCUACGGCGACUACCAAGGCGAAGCCUCCACCGCCGAUAUCUUCGAAACCGCCGAUGGACCCGUUGUAGACGUGUUCCGCGUCCACGACAUCAUGUCCCGCAACGCAUUCAGCCCCGGUGCGCAAUUCGGCGAGGAAACGGCUCGCAGUGCGAGCACCGGACUGUGGAAACACGCCGCGUACAUUAAUCACUCGUGUCUUGCGAACACUGAAAAGGAAUUCAUCGGCGAUUUCCUCGUUAUCCGCGCCACGGCACCGAUAAAAGCUGGUGAGGAGAUUUUCUUCCCGUACCACGAUGCCCUCGAUUACGAGGCGCGCCAGGCGUUUUUGGAGAAGACGUGGGGGUUCAGGUGCAAUUGUCGGUUGUGUGAGGUGGAGGAGCAGGAUGGGAAGGAUGUUAGGGAUAAGAGGAUGGAGAUGGUGGGGGAGGCGGAUGCGUUUGUGGAUAAGACGCCGUGGGCUGGGGCAAAGAGGGUGGUGUUGCGUAAGGCGCAGAAUCUCGUGAGGGGGAUUGAGGGGACGUAUGAUGAGGGGAGGUGGGAGGGGUUGCCGAAGAGGCAUGCGGAAGGGUUGAAGGCAUGGCUGGCCAAGGCGAGUCCGAGGUGA